Messenger RNA from Cordyceps fumosorosea ARSEF 2679, 1290 nucleotides. RefSeq names its product GRF zinc finger domain containing protein. Lineage: Eukaryota; Fungi; Ascomycota; Sordariomycetes; Hypocreales; Cordycipitaceae. Bases 1 to 1290 code for a protein of 429 amino acids. Gene Ontology annotation, biological process: DNA alkylation repair; DNA repair. The transcript is spliced from 2 exons. Gene Ontology annotation, molecular function: dioxygenase activity; zinc ion binding; ubiquitin binding. The record is from RefSeq and is a predicted model, not a curated record. Gene Ontology annotation, cellular component: nucleus.
AUGAAGGCCUUUCUCGCUGGCGCCCGCAAGCGCAAAUCGGCCGAGGAAACGCCUGUACCCGUCGACGACAAUGAAGAGCCGACUGAGGUCAAGCUCGCGCUGCUCUCAUCGCUGCAUCCACAUAUUGAGCAGGAUGUCUUGAUGGACGUGCUGCUCGCCCACGACGGCUCCGUCGAGGAGGCCUCGGCCGCACUGCGCCACGGGCGCCCUCCCGCGCCCAGGUCCGGCGUUGUCGGCCAUCAGCAGUCGCUCAAGCAAUAUGCGCUGCCUGCGGGAAACUCUUCGUCAUCGCCAUCGCCGCUGAAGAAGAAGCUCAAGUCCAAGAAGGGCAGCACCCUGCACCUCUUUGACCCGGAAGACGUGGCCGAGCACACGCCCUGCACCAUCAUCCACAACUUCCUGCCGCCCGACGUCGCCAACGACCUGCUCAGAGAGCUUCUGGCGGAAUCGGAGACGUUUGAGCGCAUUACAUUUAAGCUGUUUGACAAUGUCGUCUCCAGCCCGCACACAUCGAGUUUCUACGUUGAUAGCUACGAAAAGAUGAUGUCGCAAAAGUCAGAAUACUACUAUAAUGGCGCGCAGCUUACCGAUGUUCGGCGCAUUACCCCGCAACUAUCGAAAGUAAAGCCAAUCGUCCAGGAGGCCGUCAACGGGGAGAUUCAGCAUCGUAUCAAGACUAGAUAUCCCGGCGGCAAGAAGCUCAAGCACCAGUCUCCCCACGCCUGGGUCCCCAACUCGGCAUUCGUCAACUGCUACGACGGCGCCCAGCAGAGCGUCGGAUACCACAGCGACCAACUCACCUAUCUCGGCCCGCGCGCCGUCAUAGGCUCCGUGUCGCUCGGGGUCGCGCGGGAGUUCCGCGUACGCCGCGUGCUCCCUAAGGACACGGCCGCCGCCGAGACCGACGCCGACGCCGAGGGUCAGAUUUCCAUCCACCUGCCUCACAACUCCCUGCUGGUCAUGCACGCCGAGAUGCAGGAGGAGUGGAAGCACUGCGUCGCGCCGGCUCCGUCCAUCGACCCGCAUCCGAUCGCGGGCAACCGCCGCAUCAACAUCACAUACCGCGACUACCGCGCGCGAAUGCACCCGUCGCAGACACCGCGAUGCGCGUGCAAGAUCCCGUGUAUCCUGCGCGUCGUGCAGCGCAAGCGGGAGAAUUUUGGGAAGUAUUUUUGGAUGUGCCAUGCGGGCAACGUCCCGGAUAAACAAGGAUGCUCGUUUUUCGAAUGGGCAGAGUUUGACGAUGAUGGAAAUCCCAUAUUCAACAAAAAGCUAGCAAAGCUCCCGUAA